Messenger RNA from Malania oleifera, 2772 nucleotides. RefSeq lists its product as uncharacterized. The record is from RefSeq and is a predicted model, not a curated record. Gene Ontology annotation, molecular function: protein dimerization activity. Bases 742 to 2625 code for a protein of 627 amino acids. The transcript has 7 exons. Lineage: Eukaryota; Viridiplantae; Streptophyta; Magnoliopsida; Santalales; Ximeniaceae.
CGUUCUCGAUGCUUAAUAAUCCCGGAAGAAAGCAAUGGAGCUUGUCUCUUCGGAGACAUCCGAUAAAAUUGGAACGAUACAGAGAAGAUUAGCAUGGCCCCUGCGCAAGGAUGACACGCACAAAUCGAGAAAUGGUCCAAAUUUUUUUGCGUUUCUCUCCGCCCGGGCUUCCGACGGUUCUGUUCUUCUCUUUUUGCCCAUCUUUACUCUGGAAAAGGGAUGUUCUUGGAGUUCGAGCCAUCCCACAUCGGUUGGGCGAAAAAGUUCUCUUCGCUUAAUAACCCCGGAAGAAAGCUUCAGGCCUUGUCUCUUCGAAGACAUCCGCUAAAAUUGGAACGAUACAGAGAAGAUUAGCAUGCCUCUGCGCAAGGAUGACACGCACAAAUCGAGAAAUUGUCCAAAUAUUUUUCCAUUUCUCUCCACCUGGGUUUCCCACGGUUCUGUUCUUCUCUUUUUGCUCAUCUUUACUCUGGAAAAGGAACUGCUUCUUAGUUCUUAGUAUUUCCACAAAUGCUUCUGUUAGGAUACAGGAUACCAAGUCUAAAAUCUUAAAUGGAUUCUAGUUCUGGAUGUGAGGCCUCGGCAAAGAAAGAUCCCGCAUGGAAGUAUGCUCAUUUGGAGGAUCAGAAAAAUAGAAAUAAUUUGACUUACAAUUUUUGUGGUAAAGUCACAAGGGGAGGAAUAUUUCGGGCAAAAUAACACAUUGUCGGAGAGGCGUGCAAAGAACUAAGAAAAAAGGCAAUGGGAGAUUUUGCUAAGUGGAUGUAUGAUGCUGGAAUACCAUUUAAUGCUGUACGUCUGAGCAGCUUUGCAGUGGCACUUGAAUCAAUUGGACAAUAUGGUCCUGGAAUAAAGCCACUUAGCUAUCAUGAAGUGAGAGUUCCUUACCUAAAUGAGGAAGUUAGUCGAAUGAAAGAGUUGUUGAAGGUCCAUAAGGAGGAAUGGACAAAAUAUGACUGCUCAAUUAUGUCUAAUGGUUGGAGAGAUUCGGUUGCUAAUAAGGACAUAAUAAACUUUUUAGUGAACUCUCCAAGGGGAUCAGUAUUCAUCAAGUCUAUUGAUGCUUCUAAUAUUGUCAAGAAUGCAGAUAGAAUGUAUAGAUUACUUGAUGAGAUGGUAGAGGAAAUUGGAGAAUCAAAUGUGAUUCAAGUGGUAACUGACAAUGCGUCAAACUAUGUUGCAGCAGGGAGAUUGUUGGAAGCAAAGAGGCCACAUUUAUAUUGGACACCGUGUGCUGCUCAUUGCAUUGAUUUAAUUUUGGAGGAUAUUGGGAAGAUGCCUUCAAUUCAUGCAACUUUGAAAAGGGCAGUUUUUUUGAAUGGCUAUAUCUAUAACCGUGUUGGCGUUAUCAACUUGAUGAGACAGUUCACUAGAGGAAAGGAGUUACUAAGACCUGCAGUUACAAGAUUUGCAACUGCCUUCAUCACCCUCCGUUCAAUCCAUCUUCAAAAGAACAACUUGAGGAAGAUGUUUACUUCUGAAUAUUGGAAUACUACUAAAUGGGCAAAGGAGGCGGCUGGCAAAAGAGCAGCUACUAUUGUUUUGAUGCCUACUUUUUGGAGUACCAUCGUCUAUGCUCUUAAGUUAACAGGUCCACUUGUUCGUGUACUCCGUUUGGUUGAUGGGGAAAAGAAGCCUGCAAUGGGAUACAUUUAUGAAGCAAUGGAUAGGGCUAAGGAAGCCAUAGCUAAGGCUUUUGGUGAAAGAGAGGAUAAAUUCAAGGAGGCAUUUGAAAUUAUUGAUACGAGGUGGGGAUGCCAACUCCAUCAACCGUUGCAUGCAGCUGCACGCUAUUUGAAUCCAGAAUUUUUCUAUUCAGACCCCAACAUUUUGCAAAAUGAAGAAAUUAUGACGGGUUUGUACAAAUGUAUUGCAAGGUUACUGCCAACUAUUGAAAUGCAAGAUAAAGUUUCAAAUGAGUUGGAAAAAUACAAUGCCGCUAGUGGCGUCUUUGGAAUUAGUUUGGCAGUGAGACAAAGGAAGACAAAAGCACCAGCGCAAUGGUGGAUGGCAUAUGGAUCAACAACUCCAAACUUGCAAAAGUUUGCUGUGAAAAUUCUUAGCCUCACGUGUGGUGCUACCGGCUGCGAAAGAAAUUGGAGCAUAUUCCAACAUCUUCAUAGCAAAAGGAGAAAUAGGCUAUCCCAGCAACGCUUGAAUGAUUUGGUAUUUGUGAAAUAUAAUCGAACUCUGAGGUGUCGAUACGACAAACGUGACACCAUUGAUCCCAUCCUCCUAAAGGACAUUGAUGAUAGUAACGAGUGGUUGAUUGGUAGGAUGGAUGGUGAUUCUGAUGAGGAUGAUGAACUUGUGUUUGAAGAUGAUAAUUUGACUUGGGAUUCUGUUGCUAGAGUUGCUGGACUAAAUAACCCCCCGCAUCACACUAGAUCAAGAAUAAGUACAAAUAUGCCAUCAUCGUCUAGAGGAAGAGUAAGAGGAAGGGCUUCAUCUAGUAGUGCAACCAGUGCUAGGGGUCGGACCACAAUGUUGGAACUUGUAGAUGAGGAUGAAAUCCAAGUGGAUAGUGCAGAGGAGAUAGAAGAGGAAAAAGAUGUUGGAGAAAACAGUUUUGAUGAUGAAGAGGAAGAUGAUGAUAUCUUCGCCGACUUAGUUGAUGAUGAGUGAUGAGUGAUGAUUAAGGAGGAUUUUUAGAUUUUAUAUUUUGAAAUCUUUUAUUGUACUCUUUUCUUUUGAGGUUGAACUAUGUUGAAUUGUUGAUGCUUUUGGGCUUCGUCUUGGCAAUUUUAUUAAAUUUCCAAUUUUGUUGUCGAA